Messenger RNA from Patiria miniata (bat star), 2115 nucleotides. It is a transcript of the gene timm44, whose product is annotated as mitochondrial import inner membrane translocase subunit TIM44-like. Gene Ontology annotation, molecular function: protein-folding chaperone binding. Gene Ontology annotation, cellular component: mitochondrial inner membrane. Bases 69 to 1436 code for a protein of 455 amino acids. The record is from RefSeq and is a predicted model, not a curated record. Gene Ontology annotation, biological process: protein import into mitochondrial matrix. The transcript is spliced from 15 exons. NCBI's taxonomy places the organism in Eukaryota, Metazoa, Echinodermata, Asteroidea, Valvatida, Asterinidae.
CCCACUAUCUUCUGUAAGCCCAUGUGUUAUAGAAAAUUAGUGAAUCUCACAAAAAUCGGAGCUCAAAGAUGGCUGCCCCCGUUGCGAAACUUGCUAGUCACUGCGCCAGUGCAAAGUUAUUAUGGAGAGUACCACAGCAUACAGUGAGAUUGGGACAAGUGGCAAAUGGAAGCGUCACCCAAAUGGCACAAAAUCAACUGGACGUCAGACUAGCACAGGCAAGAUGUUACUCCCAACAGCCACAGAGGAAAGGCUUCAUAUCGCAAUUCAUUGAUAACAUCAAACUGGACAUGGCCAAGAACAAAGAGAUGAAGGAAAAUAUCAAGAAGUUCCGGGAGGAAGCUGAUAAAUUGGAAAAGUCUGAAGCCUUACAGCAAGCGAGGAAGAAAUAUGAAUCUAUUGAAAUAGAAACAUCUCGAGGAUCUGAAGUACUCAAGAGAACUGUGACAGACAUCAAAGAUAAAGUGCAGAAGGGUGUAGAGGAUGUCCAGAAACAAGAAUGGGCCAAGAAAGCAGGCAGUAUCACAGAGGACAUCACAAAGACAGCAAAAGGAGCCGCCGAGAAGGUUAGCAAACAAGGGGAGGAGCUUACCAAAACCGCCGCCUACAAGACUAUCUCAGACGGCGUCAAAGCAGUCAAGCAAGAAAUAGAUGAGAGUACCACAGCGAAGGCAAGACCAUACAGGGCACCUCUCAAACUUCGCAAGCGCACAGAUGGAUUUUCAGAUGGGCAGGAAUAUAGAAGCUUUGAGGCCAAUGAGGAUGCUAUGGGUAUGGUUCUUCACAAAGAUUCCAGAUGGUACAAACAAUGGAAUGAAUUCAAGGAGAACAAUCAGGUUUUCAAUAAAAUGUUUGACUUAAAAAUGAGGUACGAUGAGAGCGACAACGUCAUGGUGCGGGCUUCCAGAGCAGUCACGGACAGAGUCAGUCACCUUCUAGGUGGUGUGUUCUCACAGACAGAAAUGUCCGAAGUCUUAACGGAAAUCCUCAAGGCAGAUCCCAAUUUUUCUAAGCAGGAAUUUCUUCAUUUAUGCGAGUAUGAGAUUAUACCAAAUGUUCUUGAGGCCAUGAUUAGAGGCGAAUUAGAAGUACUCAAAGAUUGGUGUUAUGAAGCUCCAUACAGCCAGCUUGCCACACCAAUCAAACAAGCCAAAGCCCUGGGGUAUAUAUUUGACAACAAAGUUCUGGACAUUGAUAACUUAGAUCUUUCUAUGGGUAAGAUGAUGGAGCAGGGUCCAGUACUUGUCAUCAGCUUCACUGCACAGCAGCUCUUGGUGGUCCGCAACGGGAAAGGGGAAGUUGUCGAGGGAGAUCCGGACAAAGUAAUGAGGGUAACCUAUGUCUGGGUACUGUGCAGAGACCAGGAGAUAUUAGACCCCAGCGCAGCUUGGAGGUUGCUGGACCUGUCUGCAAACACGGCCCAGCAGUGGGUCUGAGGCAGGGACAUACGUCUAAGAAGUCACCAAUGAUCAGAUCCAGGGCCAGUGAGAUAAAGCAUGCACAAAAGGGGGCAGGAGACCUUACAAAAUCUGAAACAUACAAGAUGUGUUUUGUAAUUUGCUCUUUUUAAUGAAUUGUCACGUUGGAACAAAAUCGAGGCUGCACAUGCGAGACAAAAGAUGUUUGCGAUGUUACUCAAUGACGUCUGUGGUCUCCGGCAUUUUCUUCGAGAAUUUGAGGCGUGAGAAAAGUAUAUUCGAAUAAAAUCAGGAAUUCUGUAAUUGCAGGACUUGCAUCCAUGUAUGCGUUGCCGAGCUCUGAUCUUGUCGCAACACGCAACAUUUGUCAAAAUGAGAGGCUUGCCCAGUGUCAACAAGAUCCAAUGGGUAAACAAUCUCAAAAAUGUCAAGGCCAAGGCGCCUCAGCAGGAUACAACUGUGGCAUUGUUUUAAUGGGACUAGCUCCCAUUGCCUCAGUUAAUGCAGUGUUCUUGAUGGUUCAGUGCAGCAAGUUCCAACACUUUUACAGCUGUUCACUGUCUUGUGUCUGGCAGAGUUAAGAACCUGUGCAAACAGCCGAAGUGUGCCGCUCCAGCGUCCCUUUGAACCCAACAAUGCAAAGGGCCCAUAAGUGCACUGUCUGUUUAUUAAAGGGGCAUCAACCAGCCCCCCCCCC